AAUUACAAAACGCGGUUUUUGAGCCCCUUACUGUUGGAGCUACAGGGAGAGAAACAGAGGAGGAGACUACAGGAGAUCAUUGGAGGCCGUGGACACACUCUUUACUUCAUGUGUGGGACAUUCAUUGCGGAAUAACAUAGCAGAAGUUUCCCAGAGCUAUGGGGACUUCCCAUCCGGCGUUCCUGGUCUUAGGCUGUCUUCUCACAGGGCUGAGCCUAAUCCUCUGCCAGCUUUCGUUACCCUCUAUCCUUCCAAAUGAAAAUGAAAAGGUUGUGCAGCUGAAUUCAUCCUUUUCUCUGAGAUGCUUUGGGGAUAGUGAAGUGAGCUGGCAGUACCCCAUGUCUGAAGAAGAGAACUCUGAUGUGGAAAUCAGAAAUGAAGAAAACAACAGUGGCCGUUUUGUGACAGUUUUGGAAGUGAGCAGUGCCUCGGCGGCCCACACAGGGUUGUACACUUGCUAUUACAACCACACUCAGACAGAAGAGAAUGAGCUUGAAGGCAGGCACAUUUACAUCUAUGUGCCAGACCCAGAUGUAGCCUUUGUACCUCUAGGAAUGACGGAUUAUUUAGUCAUUGUGGAGGACGAUGAUUCUGCCAUCAUACCUUGUCGCACAACUGAUCCCGAGACUCCUGUAACUUUACACAACAGUGAGGGGGUGGUACCUGCCUCCUACAACAGCAGACAGGGCUUUAAUGGGACCUUCACUGUAGGGCCCUAUAUCUGUGAGGCCACCGUCAAAGGAAAGAAGUUCCAGACCAUCCCAUUUAAUGUUUAUGCUUUAAAAGCAACAUCAGAGCUGGAUCUAGAAAUGGAAGCUCUUAAAACCGUGUAUAAGUCAGGGGAAACGAUUGUGGUCACCUGUGCUGUUUUUAACAAUGAGGUGGUUGACCUUCAGUGGACUUACCCUGGAGAAGUGAAAGGCAAAGGCAUCACAAUGCUGGAAGAAAUCAAAGUCCCAUCCAUCAAAUUGGUGUACACUUUGACGGUCCCCGAGGCCACGGUGAAAGACAGUGGAGAUUACGAAUGUGCUGCCCGCCAGGCUACCAGGGAGGUCAAAGAAAUGAAGAGAGUCACUAUUUCUGUUCAUGAGAAAGGGUUCAUUGAAAUCAAACCCACCUUUAGCCAGCUGGAAGCUGUCAACCUGCAUGAAGUCAAACAUUUUGUCGUAGAGGUGCAGGCCUACCCACCUCCCAGGAUAUCCUGGCUGAAAAACAAUCUGACUCUGAUCGAAAAUCUCACGGAGAUCACCACUGAUGUGGAAAAGAUUCAGGAAAUAAGGUAUCGAAGCAAAUUAAAGCUUAUCCGUGCUAAGGAAGAAGACAGUGGCCAUUAUACUAUCGUAGCUCAAAAUGAAGAUGAUGUGAAGAGCUAUACUUUUGAACUGUUAACUCAAGUUCCUUCAUCCAUUCUGGACUUGGUCGAUGAUCACCAUGGCUCAACUGGGGGACAGACGGUGAGGUGCACAGCUGAAGGCACGCCGCUUCCUGAUAUUGAGUGGAUGAUAUGCAAGGAUAUUAAGAAAUGUAAUAAUGAAACUUCCUGGACGAUUUUGGCCAACAAUGUCUCAAACAUCAUCACGGAGAUCCACCCCCGAGACAGGAAUACCGUGGAGGGCCUUGUGACUUUUGCCAAAGUGGAAGAGACCAUUGCAGUGAGAUGCCUGGCUAAGAAUCUCCUUGGAGCUGAGAACCGAGAGCUGAAGCUGGUGGCUCCCACCCUGCGUUCUGAACUCACGGUGGCUGCUGCAGUCCUGGUGCUGCUGGUGAUUGUGAUCAUCUCACUCAUUGUCCUGGUUGUCAUUUGGAAACAGAAACCGAGGUAUGAAAUUCGCUGGAGGGUCAUUGAAUCAAUCAGCCCAGAUGGACAUGAAUAUAUUUAUGUGGACCCGAUGCAGCUGCCUUAUGACUCGAGAUGGGAGUUUCCAAGAGAUGGACUAGUGCUUGGUCGGGUCUUGGGGUCUGGAGCGUUUGGGAAGGUGGUUGAAGGAACAGCCUAUGGAUUAAGCCGGUCCCAACCUGUCAUGAAAGUUGCAGUGAAGAUGCUAAAACCCACGGCCAGAUCCAGUGAAAAACAAGCUCUCAUGUCUGAACUGAAGAUAAUGACUCACCUGGGGCCACAUUUGAACAUUGUAAACUUGCUGGGAGCCUGCACCAAGUCAGGCCCCAUUUACAUCAUCACAGAGUACUGCUUCUACGGAGAUUUGGUCAACUAUUUGCAUAAGAAUAGGGAUAGCUUCCUGAGCCGCCACCCAGAGAAGCCAAAGAAAGAGCUGGAUAUCUUUGGGUUGAACCCUGCUGAUGACAGCACACGGAGCUAUGUUAUUUUAUCUUUUGAAAACAAUGGUGACUACAUGGACAUGAAGCAGGCUGAUACCACACAGUAUGUCCCCAUGCUAGAAAGGAAAGAGGUUUCUAAAUAUUCCGACAUCCAGAGAUCACUGUAUGAUCGUCCAGCCUCAUAUAAGAAGAAAUCUAUGUUAGACUCAGAAGUCAAAAACCUCCUUUCAGAUGAUAACUCAGAAGGCCUUACUUUGUUGGAUUUGUUGAGCUUCACCUAUCAAGUUGCCCGAGGAAUGGAGUUUUUGGCUUCAAAAAAUUGUGUCCACCGGGAUCUGGCUGCUCGCAACGUCCUCCUGGCACAAGGAAAAAUUGUGAAGAUCUGUGACUUUGGCCUGGCCAGAGACAUCAUGCAUGAUUCGAACUACGUAUCGAAAGGCAGUACCUUUCUGCCUGUGAAGUGGAUGGCUCCUGAGAGCAUCUUUGACAACCUCUACACCACACUGAGUGAUGUCUGGUCUUACGGCAUUCUGCUCUGGGAGAUCUUUUCCCUUGGUGGUACUCCUUACCCCGGCAUGAUGGUGGAUUCUACUUUCUACAAUAAGAUCAAGAGUGGGUACCGGAUGGCCAAGCCUGACCAUGCUACCAGUGAAGUCUACGAGAUCAUGGUGAAAUGCUGGAACAGUGAGCCAGAGAAGAGACCCUCUUUUUACCACCUGAGUGAGAUUGUGGAGAAUCUGCUGCCUGGACAAUAUAAAAAGAGUUAUGAAAAAAUUCAUCUGGACUUCCUGAAGAGUGACCAUCCUGCUGUGGCACGCAUGCGUGUGGACUCAGACAAUGCGUACAUUGGUGUCACCUACAAAAACGAGGAAGACAAGCUGAAGGACUGGGAGGGUGGUCUGGAUGAGCAGAGACUGAGCGCUGACAGUGGCUAUAUCAUUCCUCUGCCUGACAUUGACCCUGUCCCUGAGGAGGAGGACCUGGGCAAGAGGAACAGACACAGCUCGCAGACCUCUGAAGAGAGUGCCAUUGAGACGGGUUCCAGCAGUUCCACCUUCAUCAAGAGAGAGGACGAGACCAUUGAAGACAUCGACAUGAUGGACGACAUCGGCAUAGACUCUUCAGACCUGGUGGAAGACAGCUUCCUGUAA
Molecule: messenger RNA, 3428 nt
Organism: Piliocolobus tephrosceles (Ugandan red Colobus)
Lineage: Eukaryota; Metazoa; Chordata; Mammalia; Primates; Cercopithecidae
Gene: PDGFRA
Product: platelet derived growth factor receptor alpha
Exons: 23
Coding region: 159-3428 (1089 amino acids)
Biological process (GO): protein phosphorylation; positive regulation of kinase activity; platelet-derived growth factor receptor signaling pathway
Cellular component (GO): signaling receptor complex; plasma membrane
Molecular function (GO): ATP binding; platelet-derived growth factor alpha-receptor activity; platelet-derived growth factor binding
Source: RefSeq, a predicted model, not a curated record